GUGGGGAGUAUCGGUGUUACUCAUGUUCCCUCAGUUCUGGUGUAUUGUCUCCAGUUAAAAAUGUAGACAUUCCCAAGACGUGAAAAGCAGCCCAUGUCUUCGUCACGAGGUUAACCCUGCAGAAAGACUGUAAUGGUGCUACAGGAAAUGUAAUGCCUGCAUUUUAUUGCAUUAGGAAUGCUCCAUUUGGGUUCGUUAUAAGCUGCUGGUAUUAAAACAAAUAAAACUUUACGGUGCUCUUUUAGCACAGAACAGUUUCAGCAUCCCUCUCCUUCGUCGGCCCUGGAAAUAUGAUAUUGAGUUAUAAAACUGUUGCUGGAAAAAUAAUUAUAGGGAUACACAUUACAGCUACCAGAAACAGCUUAGUUCUCAUCCUGUACAGUAUUGUUUUACGUAGAGAGAAAUGUUUCCAUGUAAUUUGCUUUCUAGUUAUCCCAGUAAAGUAUACUGCACGAGGUGGCAGCUUAUUAGUGCUGUGAUUUCAGUGCAGCGCACUCUUAAGUAUUCAGCUGACAGAGCAAACUAAAGAAUGAUGUGCUGAGAAGGGAGGAGGUAAAGUGAAGCAUCUAUUCCAAUACGUUUGUUAAUCUUUCUAUAAUUAUUAUCUUCUUGUUAGCCAUUCUCUGAGGGUAUUUACAUAUGUAAACAAGAACUUUUUGCCCUUAGUUUAUGACAGAGUCUUGGACAGGGUGAAAUUGUGCCUGUGAGUCUUUGGGUUGGGGGAAGUAGGGGUUUUGUGCGCUUUGUUUUCUUCACUGUUUAGCUGUUUUACUGUUAGAACAGUCCAGUAUAUUGGGUCUGUGACUCUGCUGUUAGUGACUUUAUGUAAAAUGAGAGGGUUAAUUUGUUUCCUUUCUACACUGAAGGGUGCAGAGAUGGAUCUUGUAGUAGUUUUUCCUUUGUAUGUGUGAGUUCAGCGAAUAGGAGUCCUAAGGAUGCUGCCGAACAACCCCCCACGCCUCUCGGAAGAUACUGGAUGCUUUGCAUGUGGAAUGGAAAAUGGAUUCCGAGUUUAUAAUGCAGAUCCACUCAAAGAAAAAGAGAAACAAGAAUUUCUAGAAGGUGGUGUUGGCCAUGUCGAAAUGCUGUUCCGUUGCAACUAUUUAGCACUAGUAGGUGGAGGGAAAAAGCCGAAGUACCCACCUAACAAAGUAAUGAUCUGGGAUGACCUGAAGAAGAAGACUGUCAUUGAGAUAGAGUUUUCGACAGAAGUCAAAGCAGUCAAGCUGCGAAGAGACAGAAUUGUGGUAGUCUUGGACUCGAUGAUUAAAGUUUUCACAUUCACACACAAUCCCCACCAGCUGCACGUCUUUGAAACCUGCUACAACCCUAAAGGUCUCUGUGUCCUUUGUCCAAACAGUAAUAAUUCUCUUCUUGCGUUUCCUGGAACACACACUGGGCACGUGCAGAUAGUGGAUCUCGCUAAUACAGAAAAGCCUCCUGUCGACAUACCGGCUCACGAGGGAGUCUUGAGCUGUAUAGCUUUAAACCUGCAGGGAACAAGAAUUGCAACAGCAUCAGAAAAAGGGACCCUCAUAAGAAUAUUUGAUACUUCAUCAGGGCAUUUAAUCCAGGAGCUACGAAGAGGAUCACAGGCAGCCAAUAUAUACUGUAUUAACUUCAACCAGGAUGCUUCCCUCAUCUGCGUCUCCAGCGACCAUGGCACAGUACAUAUUUUUGCUGCAGAAGACCCUAAAAGAAAUAAGCAGUCAAGUUUGGCCUCCGCCAGCUUUCUCCCCAAAUACUUCAGUUCCAAAUGGAGUUUUUCCAAAUUUCAGGUUCCCUCAGGCUCUCCGUGCAUUUGUGCCUUUGGAACGGAGCCAAACGCUGUCAUAGCAAUAUGUGCAGAUGGCAGCUACUACAAGUUCUUAUUCAACCAAAAAGGGGAAUGCUCAAGGGAUGUCUAUGCUCAGUUUCUAGAAAUGACGGACGACAAGCUUUGACUGAGGUGAGGGCGUGCAUGGGUCAAAGCACUGCCUUGGCUACUCCACAUCUUUGGAAGGACAGUAUACGAAUGUCCAAGACUGGUCAAGAAGUUUAGCAGACCUCACCGAGAAGCCUGGCCCAACACGAUCAGAACAAGCUCUGAAGUAGUGGACUACUUAUGUUUAUUCUCAUUUCUGCAAGUAUUCAUCAUUAAAGUCUCUUUGGGUUCCUGUCAUCAACUCAAGUUUUCAAGAUGGCGGCUUUCCACAA
Molecule: messenger RNA, 2196 nt
Organism: Egretta garzetta (little egret)
Lineage: Eukaryota; Metazoa; Chordata; Aves; Pelecaniformes; Ardeidae
Gene: WDR45B
Product: WD repeat domain 45B
Exons: 10
Coding region: 936-1943 (335 amino acids)
Biological process (GO): autophagy of mitochondrion; protein localization to phagophore assembly site; protein lipidation
Cellular component (GO): cytosol; phagophore assembly site membrane; extrinsic component of membrane
Molecular function (GO): phosphatidylinositol-3-phosphate binding; phosphatidylinositol-3,5-bisphosphate binding; protein binding
Source: RefSeq, a predicted model, not a curated record